UCUUCCUUUCUUAUCUGCAGAAACUACCAAACCCGCCAUCUCUUGUUCUCCAUCUCCUUCUUCUUGGUCUCUUCUCUCUCUAAAAACUACCAAAUCACACCCGCUACAAAAUAAACCCAGAUUCAAACCCAAAAAGAAAAUUUGCAAACCCACAAGCUUCUCAAAUAUAGAUUCAAUAUAGAUGCAAUCUCAAAUCUACAAACCAAAUCCACCACCUCUUCUUCUCCAUCUCCUUCUUGUUUCUUUCUAUCUAUAAAAACUACCAAACCCACCAUCUCUUCUUCUCCAUCUCCUUCUUCUUCCUCUUUUCUCUCUCUAAAACUACCAAAUCACACCCACUAGAAAAUAAACCGAGAUUCAAACCCAAAAAGAAAAAUGGCAAACCUACAAGUUUCUCAAAUAUAGAUGAAUCUCAAAUCUGCAACAAAUCACAUAAAGACCCACAUAUCUAAUAAAAUCUCAAACCAAAUGAAUUAAUUUUCCGUCUAAUCUGGUUGUUUAUGAGUCCGAUCGAGUUGCACAGUGCUAGAUCAUGGUUGAAUCUGCCGUCCGGGCGGCAAAGCAUGUUGUAAGCUUGCUUGAAGUUUGAUAUGAGGAUCCAUAUAUUCAGUGAAAACACUCUCUGUAAAGAACCAAAGAUUUUGAAGAUGAUGAUGAGAAACCAAUCAAUCAAACGGGCUGAAAAGAAAAAGUAGGAAGAAGAAGGAAAAAAAAAAAAACACCAAAACGAAGUCAUUUUGGAUGCGCGGUGGGGAAGGCCGCAGGAAAGUGUGGCCGACGAUCCGAACUCGUGCUCACUCUGCUCUACAGCAUCAAAUUUAGGAAGCAGACAUGGCAAGCACCUCUCUUCUUGUCAUUCUUAAACUGCUGAUGAUCUUAUUAUGUGCUGGUUGGAUUUCACUUUGGCUUCUCAAACCCACAGAUUUAUGGGCAACCAAAUGGAAAGGAUCUGAAGAUAAUGCAUCAAAUACUGUCUUCGGCUACAAUGGGCUUGAUUUGGCUGUCUAUACAUUUCCUGUUAUUGCUGUGGCUAUAAUUGGAUUUAUUUACUUGGAAUUAAAACCAAAGGAUCAAAGAAGCAGACAAGCAAGAAGUCCAGUAAAAGGUCUCUCAAAUCCACUCAUUGUCAACAGUUAUUUGGGUAUCUUCUCCACAAUUGAGAUUCUUGCUGUACUACUCUUCAUCCUCUUCCUAACAUGGACUUUCUAUGCCCACGUCUCUAAUGAUUUCAAAAAAUUUAUGCCAGUCAAGAACUUGAAAUUGAACAUGUGGCAAUUCAAAAUUUACAAGAUGUCAAUCCGGUUUGGCUUGUUGGCAGAAGCCAGCCUGGCACUGCUGCUUCUGCCUGUCUUAAGGGGUCUGGCAGUAUUUCGUUUACUCGGCCUCCAGUUUGAAGCUUCAGUAAGAUACCAUGUCUGGCUUGGGACUGCUAUGAUACUUUUUGCCACCUUGCAUGGUUCAGGCACCAUCUUUAUAUGGGGUCUCAAACACCACAUUCAGGAUGAGAUGUGGAAAUGGCAGAAAACAGGCCGCAUAUACCUUGCUGGUGAGAUUGCUCUUGUUACAGGGCUAGUCAUCUGGAUCACAUCACUUCCGCAAAUAAGAAGGAAACAGUUUGAAAUAUUCUACUACACACACCAUCUUUACAUAGUCUUCUUAGUAUUUUUCUUGUUCCAUGUUGGAGAUAGGCAUUUCUACAUGGUUUUCCCCGGGAUUUUUCUCUUUGCCCUUGAUAAGCUACUCCGGAUCAUACAAUCAAGACCACAAACUUGCAUACUUUCCGCACGAGUCUUCCCCUGCAAAGCUAUGGAGCUUGUUCUGCCCAAAGACCCAAGAUUGAAGUAUACUCCAGCAAGUGUGAUAUUCAUGAAAAUACCAAGCAUAUCUAACUUACAGUGGCACUCCUUUACUAUAUCUUCAAGCUCUAGUGUUGAUGAGCACACCAUGUCUGUUAUAAUGAAAUGUGAAGGAUGGUGGACAAGCUCUCUAUACAACAUAGUACAACAAACUGAGCUAGGCUCUGAUCCUAAUCAAAUGAAGUGUAUCCCAGUUUCAAUUGAAGGGCCAUAUGGACCGGCUUCACUGGACUUUCUAUGUUACGAUAGUCUACUCCUGGUUGCGGGAGGAAUAGGGAUAACACCAUUUCUAAGCAUUUUGCAAGAAUUUGAGCUUGGUCAAAGUAGUGGCAGAAAUAGACUUCCUGCACAGAUGCAACUUAUUUAUGUUGUGAAGAAGUCCCAAGAUGUGUGCCUUUUGGAUUCAGUUUUUCCUUUGUUGCUGAACCAAGCGGCAGAACAAUUCCAUCUGAAACUCAAAGUGUUCGUAACCCAAGAGAAAUCUGGUUCAACUCUUCCGGAACUACUGAAUGAGUUUUCUCAAGUGGAAACCAUAAACUUCGACACCCAAUUUUCAAAUUAUGCCGUACAUGGACUCGAGAAUUUACUCUGGAUGGCUGUCAUUGUUGGGUUUUCUUCAAUUAUGUUCCUCAUUGUUCUUUGUUGCUUCAACUGUGCCUAUAUCCAUCCUGCUAAAAAGGCAUAUCCCUCUUCAAUAAUUGAUCUCUUUCUUAUCUGUUCUUUUGCUAUCGCUAUCAUAUGUGGCACCUUGGUGGCUAUUAUGCUAAGAUGGAGAAAGAUAAAGAAGGAGCUUCCACCCCGCCCACAGAAACACAGCAGAGAAAUCAAACCAAAUUCCAUGGAAACAAGUCAUGCUCUUGAGGAACAUGAAAUUUAUUUUGGAGGAAGGCCUAAUUUCCAAGAUGUAUUUUCCCAGUUUCAAAACGAAACAGGCGGAUCUGAUAUAGGGGUAUUGGUGUGUGGACCUGAAACAAUGAAGGAGUCGGUUGCUUUAACGUGCCAGAUGAAUUCUGAAGGUGGUAUCAGGGUGUUGGAUACUCAUAGAAAGAAGCCAUACUUCAGUUUCCAGUCUCUAAAUUUCACACUCUAGGUACAGGUGACUAUUUGAAUUAUAUGGGAUGGGGGGAACUAGUAGAGAUAUCAUGCUGUGCAAUUACUUCUUUCACCCCUAGAUCACAUAAAAACAAGUUUGGUAUUGCUUGAAUUAGAUGGGAUGGGGGGAUUUGUAGAGAUAUCAUGCUGUGCAAUUACUUCUUCCCCCCCCAGAUCACAUAAAUACAAGUUUGGUAUUGCUGUAUUAUAUGCCGUUGAGUUGGUCAUUUAAAUCUUCAAAAUAAUGACCUAGGCGUUUGAUUUCAUUUCACUAAAAAAUGUAUAUAUAUAUAUAUAU
Camellia sinensis is the source of this 3246-nucleotide messenger RNA. The record is from RefSeq and is a predicted model, not a curated record. Lineage: Eukaryota; Viridiplantae; Streptophyta; Magnoliopsida; Ericales; Theaceae.